Clonostachys byssicola is the source of this 1509-nucleotide messenger RNA. Lineage: Eukaryota; Fungi; Ascomycota; Sordariomycetes; Hypocreales; Bionectriaceae. The record is from the annotation of a GenBank genome assembly.
CUGGCGGCUGACAAAGAGAAGAUCCCCAAGCACUGGCGACUGAAGCCUGAACUUGUCAAAUGGGCAAAAGGACAACCCAAAGUUUCUGGGGAGGUGAUCGAGAACCUGCUUGAUGACGAGACAAGGUUCAUCACAAACACGAACUCGCGGGAGCUCAUUGACCAAAUGUCCCAGGGCAAGCUGACUGCUGUCCAAGUGGUGUCUGCAUUUUGCAAACGCGCAGCAUACUGUCAUCAGAUUUGUGACCUGCUCUUAGAGAUUGGUUUCGACUUAGCGCUGAGCCAAGCCAGAGAGUGUGACGAAUAUUUCAAGAAGCAUGGAAAACUAAUUGGAGAGUUGCAUGGGCUUCCAUUCACGAUGAAGGACCAAUUUCACAUUGAAGGGAUGCCUACUAGUGCCGGUUACAUAGGAUGGAUCGGCACCUUUGAAGGCAAAUCAGGGUCUGAAAAGUACAUGAAAUAUGAGAGCUUGCUUGUAGAACAGCUCAAGUCAUCAGGGGCUAUCCCCAUCGGUAAGACCACACUCGCAACUGGAACUUGGUCUGCUAUUACCAACAACAACAUUCUCGGGUAUGCUGUUAACCCGCACAACCGGCAUUUGUCAACAGGUGGAUCUUCAGGAGGUGAAGCUGCAAUGCAGGCGUUGAGAGGGAGUUGUUUCGGUUUUGGAACGGAUAUCGGGGGCUCAGUGUCUAUACCAGCGGCCUACCAGGGAGUCUACAGUCUGAAGCCGUCGACGGGUCGCAUCUCCUUUCAGGGUGGUGUCAAAAUAGUGGCAAUGCCGGCCGUUAUAGGUAUCAUGGGUCCCUCUCUCGACAUUCUCCAAUCUGUUUUCAAAUCAACAUUAUCCACCAUGCCAUGGACUCGCGAUCAGGCCGUGACUAGAAUGCCCUGGCAAGGUUUGUGUGACGGUGGAUUGCCGAAGCGUGCUCAUCUCGCAUUUGGAUUCCUUGAAAAUGAUGGGAUUGUUACUCCGCAUCCUCCUGUUGCCAGAGCGAUGAGAAUCGUGAAGAAAGCAAUGGAGAUGGCCGACAUUGAACUCGUUGGCUGGUACCCCCCUAGCAACAGCGAAGUGGCCAAUAUCCAUGGCUCUCUCGCUCGUGGCGAUGGGUGCUUAGAUGUCUGGGAAGCCCUAGAAUUAUCUGAGUUCAAAUCAAAUACUCUGGUGAGAAAACAAAUCUACCAUGGCUUUUGCUGGAAUGCCAUACUCAUCUCUCUGGGUUCAGCGUAUGCAACUUCUUUGAAUGUUCUGGAUUAUCCCAGUAUUGGGAUCCCAAUUACUGUUGCAGAUCAGCACAUCGACACGGCAGAUCCAAACUUCAAGCCUCUCACGUCAAAAGAUGCGGAAGUGAUGCAAACCUAUGACCCGGGAGAAUUCCAUGGCUCUCCUAUCAGCAUUCAGUUGAUUGGAAGGAGGCAAGACGAGGAGCGGUUGUUUGCGAUGGCAAAAAUCGUGCAGGAUGCUGUGGAUAAUUUGAAACUCGCUGGAGUUGAUAUUCUCCAUUGCUAG